Molecule: messenger RNA, 2227 nt
Organism: Zeugodacus cucurbitae (melon fly)
Lineage: Eukaryota; Metazoa; Arthropoda; Insecta; Diptera; Tephritidae
Product: ATP-binding cassette sub-family G member 5
Exons: 11
Coding region: 296-2119 (607 amino acids)
Cellular component (GO): plasma membrane
Molecular function (GO): ATP binding; ATP hydrolysis activity
Source: RefSeq, a predicted model, not a curated record
AUUGCGGAGCGUUUUUUGUGUGCGGACGUGUUGACGGAUUGUGCAGUGGUGGCAGUUGAACGCGGACUAGCGUUGUUGUUGUUUUUGUUAUUUUACAAAGGCUCUCAGUGAACUCAGUAAACAUUACAGCGCAUCUGUGUCACUUUGGUGUGCGUGUAUGUGUGCAAACGAAAAGUGUAAACAAAACAGAAACCGAAAAAAGAGUAGCACGAGUCUUAUUUGUGGGAGUACGUGUGCGUGUGCGUGUGCGUGACGUCUCAGCCAAGUAGCAGUAACAGUAGAGUGUAGCGGCUGUAUGAAUGAUAUGAAAAUGAUCGGAAGCGAUUACGUACUGGAGGCGCACAACAUUUUCCACACCACAGAGGUGGAUGGCGGCGGUUGUUUCAAUGGCGGCGGCAUGCCAGCGCUUGUGCUCAAAGGCGUGAACUUGACAGUGCACAGUGGCGAAGUGAUGGCCAUCUUGGGCUCCAAAGGUAGCGGCAAACGCGCAUUAUUGGAUGUGAUUGCACGCCGCGCCGAUGGCACAACGCGUGGUCAAGUGCUACUCAAUGGUUCACCGCUAACGAAGGCGCUCUUCCAGCAACGCUGCGGCUAUGUGACACAGUCGUGCACUUUCAUACCGGGUCUAACGGUGGCGCAGACGUUGCAUUACACGCCAACUAUUCUCUCGGGCUACUUGAAAAGCUCAAAAGUGCGUCAAGUCCUCGCCGACUUGGCACUAUCUCAAGUGGCUCACAAACGUGUCGAAUAUUUGAAUAUGAGCGAGGCGCGUAGACUAGCUAUUGGUAUACAGCUGGUCAGGGAUCCAGUUAUGCUCUUACUCGACGAACCCACACAAGGCUUAGAUCCGCUCAGCGCUUACUUACUGAUAUCGAUACUUUCGAACAGCGCCAAGAAAACUGGCUGCGGUAUAUUGCUCUCUUUGGAGAAACCACGCUCCGAUGUAUUUCCCUUCCUCGAUCGCGCAUUGUUCCUAUGCCUCGGUGGUGUAGUGUACUCUGGUGGCACUCGCGCAAUGUUGGAAUAUUUCCAUAGUAUUGGUUUUCCCUGUCCACAACUCGAAAACCCAUUGAUGUACUAUCUCUGCUUGAGCACCGUGGAUCGUAGAAGUCGCGAUCGUUUUUUGGAGUCCAGCCAGCAGAUUGAAGCAUUAGUCGAGCGUUUUUCGCGUGAAACUCCCAUGUCUGAUGCGCCGCUCAAUACAAUGGGUAGUGGUAAAGUGCCGCUAGCGUAUGGUAAACCUGGUGAAUUGAAAGUCUGGAUUAUGCUAUAUCUUAAACUGCUUGCUUCAACCUUCUCUUGUGGUCUUGCUGGGAUGAAAGCACUCUUCAUGCGUUUGCUCUUGCUACCCAUGGCGAUGGCGCUCAUGUGGCUGUUUUAUACCGAUGUGGGCGACGAUGCGCAUGGCUUCUUCAGCAAGAAUGGCAUGAUACUCAAUGUUAUUGGUUUGGCUUACGGCUGCGGCAUUCUGACCACCAUAUCGCUAUUUCCAAUUUGGCGCAAGCGUUUCUCGCAGGACACACCCGAAGGCCUCUACUCGGGCGCUACGCUACUGAUCGCCUAUAAUUCCAUAGCAAUACCGUUCUCAUUGAUAUCAGCCGUGUUUGCCAGUUGCGUCAUUUAUCCCCUGCUACUUGAUCCGAAAUUCCCGAAUGGCACCGUUUUCGCCUACUUAUUGGUAGCUUUGUGGUCCAGUUUCGUACUCGCCGAGCAGUUAAGCAUUGCCUUCUUGUUGGUCGUGAAGGUGCCCUUCAACGCCGCCAUUGCCGUCACCUACAUACUCGUCAUCAGCAUUGCUUUGGCCAGCGGUACUGUGCGUUCGUUCAAGGGUCUCCAGCCGUGGUUGCAGGAAAACACCAAAGGCACACACACACGUUAUGUGUCCUCAUUGUUGCACAGCAUUGCUUUUCAAUCGCGCAAAAUGAAUUGCACACCCACCGCGUCUGUUAUAUGUCCCAAACCGGCUGAUUUCCUGCACGAACGACUCGGCAUGGCCGAUCCUGAUGAAACCAUUGAUGUUGCUGCCUCGUGCGCUUUCGCCGUUGGCUUGGCUGCCUUCAAUAUGCUGCUCUAUUUAUUCCCAAUGCCCAGAUGUGUAAGACAGAAGUUUAAAGACUGAGUAAUUGGCGGGAGAACUGAAAACAUUUUGCUCCAUUUCAAUUUAUUUUCGUUUAAGCUCAAUAAUAUUAUACCUUUUAAUUAACAAUAAACGUACUUAAGACUGUAA